AUGAACGGGGAGCCUGAAGAGUUAUCUGAUACUACCACAAAUUGUAAUUUCACGUCUACAUCGGAAGCGAUGUCAGACAUCAAUCAAGCUAAAUUGGACACGUUAGAAAAAAAGGCAGUACAUUUGAGGUUGGUGUUAGAAAAAGACUUUAAAGCUGCCGAUUUUAAGUGGAGUUUAUUCGUUGCUGCCGCAUUCAGCUUCAGAUAUGAAAGCUGCCUAAGACCAUUUCCUCCAGCUUUUAUAAAAAAUGGUGUCAAGGAUAUGGAUGAAUUACUGAAUGUAUUGACUGAUGUACCCGCACUCGAUUUAUUUCUACAGCAGCUAGAUGAUUUAGAUAAUUUAACCAAAAUAAGUGAUAUAAUUGAUUUACUAUUCUACGUACUUGUCAGAUUAAAAGAACCAAGUCUCAAAACUGUGCCAGCUGAAUUGUAUGAAUCAAUUCUUGCAAUUACGAAUUCUUCACCUACGCCACUACCUCAAUAUAUAUUUCAAGUAUGUUACUCAAAAACAUCUCAUGGCGAACAGAAAUGGAAAGAAAUGUCGAAAAAUUAUAAAACGUUUUAUGCAUAUCACGGAAGUCGUUUAGAAAAUGUUUACAGUAUGAUGCAUUUCGGUAUACAGCAACAGAUGUGCAAGAAUACAGCUUUAGGCAGUGGAUUAUACCUUUCACCAGAUUUAAAUGUAAGCUUACCACACAGUCACGGUGGGUUUGGGUGGGGUGCAAGUUGCAUUGGUGGCCACUUGUCCUGCAUUGCUAUGUGUGAAGUCAUCGACACGCCUGAUGGAAUUAAUGUUAGAAAACCUAUAACUGAUGAAGGUGAUGGUGUUAAUAAUGAAGGCACUAACCAACAAGUAAACUCUACAGACGUCAAAGCGUCUUAUUACGUUACUAAUAGCGAUUUACUUAGACUGCGUUAUUUACUGGUUUACGCAAAACAGCCUACUUCGAUAAGAUUUAGCACAACAAACUCUCAUAGACACGUAUCCUGCGGCACGAGGAGGGAGGUGGAAGAAGAAGAGGGACUAGAGGUGGGAGGUGAGUGUUACACUCCGUUCAGCGUGAGCAACCACGCCACGCUUAAUGAGGCCUGUCAUGAGAAGACGAGAAUGUUUUCUAGAUUUAGUAGUACUCAUUGA
Molecule: messenger RNA, 1137 nt
Organism: Parnassius apollo (apollo)
Lineage: Eukaryota; Metazoa; Arthropoda; Insecta; Lepidoptera; Papilionidae
Source: the annotation of a GenBank genome assembly